GUUUAAAGAAGAAGUCAGAAUCAGUUGCAAGUACCUCAGAAGAUGAAGAUGAAGUUGAAAAACAGAAGGCUGAAAUGGCCCUGCUGAUGAUGGAUGAUGAGGAUGACAACAGAAAACAUUUUAAUUAUAAGAAGAUUGUGGAACAACAGAAUUUGAGCAAGAAGAAAAAGAAACUUCUAAUGAAAAAGAAAGAAUUACUAGAAGAUGACUUCCAGGUAAAUGUUGCUGAUACAAGAUUCCAAGCCAUGUUCACUUCUCCCCUGUUUAAUUUGGAUCCUUCAGAUCCAAAUUUCAAGAAGACAAAAGCAGUAGAAAAGAUCUUGGAAGAGAAAGCUCGCCGAAGAGAAGAAAAGGAGCAAGAUCUUAAGGGAGGAAGCAAGGGGCAGGAGAAUAAGAAGGCAAAGAAAGGAGAGGUUGCUAAGAAAGCCAUAGAUCCUGCCUUGUCAAUGCUAAUAAAAUCUGUCAAAAAUAAAACCGAAGAGUUUCAGGCAAGGAAAAAGCAGAAAUUCAAAUAACUGGACUUU
Eurypyga helias (sunbittern) is the source of this 524-nucleotide messenger RNA. Its product is annotated as ESF1 homolog. The annotation marks the transcript as partial. Gene Ontology annotation, biological process: rRNA processing. Gene Ontology annotation, molecular function: RNA binding. The record is from RefSeq and is a predicted model, not a curated record. NCBI's taxonomy places the organism in Eukaryota, Metazoa, Chordata, Aves, Eurypygiformes, Eurypygidae. The transcript has 3 exons. Gene Ontology annotation, cellular component: nucleus.